Thunnus maccoyii (southern bluefin tuna) is the source of this 5026-nucleotide messenger RNA. RefSeq names its product ubiquitin interaction motif containing 1 (gene uimc1). The transcript has 23 exons. Gene Ontology annotation, cellular component: BRCA1-A complex. Gene Ontology annotation, molecular function: K63-linked polyubiquitin modification-dependent protein binding; histone binding. Gene Ontology annotation, biological process: double-strand break repair; positive regulation of DNA repair. Lineage: Eukaryota; Metazoa; Chordata; Actinopteri; Scombriformes; Scombridae. The record is from RefSeq and is a predicted model, not a curated record. The coding region runs from base 189 to 3362 and encodes 1057 amino acids.
UUGUUCGGUUAAUUGUUGUGUUCGGUAGCACUUGAGCAAAAAAACAAACAAAAAAAUAGCCGCUGUGUUUUUUAAUCAUACGGUUAAUCACACAGGCGACCGGAAAUGCGACUUAUUGACAGUUUGACGUUAGUUAGAGGAAGAGGAGGACACUCUUCAUCGUCAGAGUCACUCCGGAGCAGAGCAGGAUGGCUCUGAGGAAGCAAAUCAACAAGGACGUUCCCUCUGAAAGCCAACAGAUGGACGAAGACACUCAGGAGGACGAAGAUCUCGACGACAAGGAUGAGCUCUCGUCAUCUCUUCUGUCAUCAGUAUCAGCAAGAGGAAAACGCAGGAAGGAGAGAGAACACAAGACAAAAUCCAAAGACAUGACAGAGGAGGAGAUGAUGGACUUGGCUCUGCGUCUGAGCGAACAGGAAGCCAGCGUCUCUGCGCUCAGGCAGCAGCAAGAGGAAGAGGCCGUGAUGAAAGCCAUCCAAGAGAGUAUGGUGAGUCAGACACAACCGUGCCCUCCUUCCCAGAGUCAGAGCCUGCUCCCUGAAGCCGAGGCCUCGCUCAGACUCUGCUCUCGACGGAAACUCUCGUACUCGAACGGGGAGACGGCGUCCGCAUCAGAGGAGAGAUCAGGAACAAAAGGACCAGGAGAUGAAAACAAUAACAGGAAUAAAAAGCGUAAAAGGAAAGAAGGAAGUCCUCUGCUGGAGAUGCCGGACUUGUCUCAGGCUUCACCCUGCAGCUCCGAGUCUCCGUCUGUGCUUCUGGACUCACCGCAGAGCUGCGACUCCACCCAGAUCGACGACUGUCAGCUCCGUAAAUCUCCCGUCUUCCCGUCGACCGGCUGCAGAGCCGAGGUUCAGGUCCCGCGGCUGAGCCAGAACCUGCUGGAGACCUGCAGAACUUCAGGGUUUGUGUUGUGCUCUCAGGACAGUUCGACCACGACCCAAAAGUCUCCGUCUGCUCAAAACAAGAGUCCGACUUUUCCCAAAAGCUCCAGCGACCUCGCUUUGUCCGAGAGCACAGCGCGUCCUAAAAGUCCCGUCUUCUCAGAGACCGCUCAGGGAGACGACGGAGAGGUGGAACCGACUCCGGAGUUUUUUAAAAGUCCAGUAUUUGGCAGGAAUACUCAGCAUGAGAAGCUUCCAAGUGCCUGCAAACCAACCAGUGAAAACUCAGGGUUCAUGUUCUCCUCUCAGGAGAGUUUUUCCUCCUCUGGGAUGCCCACAUCCUGCCGGCCCAAGAGCCCGGUAUUCCCAAGAAACGCAGGCCUUCUUAAGAACGCCACCCCCUCAGAGAGAUCAGCAUUCCCCAAAACUCCCGUCCCCUCAGAGACCGAGCGAGGACAGGACGGACAGAUUGAGCAGAGUCACGGACGCUCUACGAGCCCAGCGUUGUGCAGGACUGAAAGGAGACAAAACAUUGAUCCUGAUGUGCAGGAGAAGUCUGUGACGUCUUCAGCCGCAGAGCUACGAGAUUCGAACAGUGAUGAGAAUCCACCGACUGGUUCACGUCAUCGGUCCAGCAGCUCGAAUGAAGGAACCGGAGAUCCUGCUCUGUGUCUGAGGCAGGACAAAAAGAUGGAUCACAGUCAAGACGACAGGUUUAACAAAAGCACCAUGAAGUUCAAGUCAGUUGAUUCAGAGGAGCUGAAUGAAGCCUCUGGAGCGGGAAACCGGAACUCUGAAACCGAGCUGACCAGUGACAUGACGCUGCACUGGUCUGACGAGGACGAAGAUGUGACACCGGUCGGCUCGCCCAGCCCGGUCUUCCCGGGGGAGAGACUCGUUCAUGAGGCGGACGGCUCGGCGGCCUCCCAGAUUCACGUGACUGCAGCCUCUCCAGGGACGAACGGACCAAACUGCAGCCUGAAUCCUCACAGGUGUGUCAACGCGUCCACUGAGGAUCAGAGCAGCUCCAACAAACGCAUCUCACUCAGACCUUCUACCUCUUCUACGUCCGCCUGCCAGCAGCAAGAACCACAGCCAAUCAGCAGUCAGGGAGUCAGCAGCGCGUCGUCCCCGCCUGGAGAGCCCGCAGGCCGGCCGACGGUUCACUACUACUGGGGGGUUCCCUUCUGUCCGCGAGGCCUCGACCCAGACAGCUACACACAGGUGAUCCUGGCUCAGAUGGAGGUUUAUGAGAAGAGUCUGAAGCAGGCUCAGAGGUGUCUGCUGAGGAAGGCUGAGUGGGGGGAGGCCGUCCUGCCAGAGCCGGAGAAAUCUCCUUCACCAGAGUCGCCUGCUGAAUCACCUCAACAGCUCGUCCCUCGACGACGAGGUCUCAGACUGAGAGGCAGAAAACUCAGUGAGACAGCUGAUUCUCCUCCAGCUGAGACGGAGGAGGAAGAAGACAAGAAGGAAGAGGAAGAGGAGGAAAGAGGGAAAGAAGAGAGGACUGAAAGAAAAGAAGGAAAGGUGGAUACUGAUGACUGCGAGGUUUGUCCAGAGACUCAACUGAGUGACAACGACAGCACGCAAGAUCUGCUGAUCGCCACCGAUGACAGAGCAGUGAUUUCCCCACAGCUGCAGCCUAAAAGUCCCGAGCAACCGGAAGUGGAGAUGAUUCUCCAAGUCGAUUCUCCAGCCCGGAACGAGGCACAGGAAGAGGAGGAGAUGGAGGUGGACGCUCCAGCGGCCACAGAGACGGAGGGAAACAAACCUGUCAGCAGCCAAAACGUGACGGAGGAGAAGGAGGACAGAGGGGAUCCAGAUGUGGAGGAGAUAAAGGACAGACGGCUUCCAAGGUCGAAGUCUCCUGAACUGGAGCCGGUCGUCGUCCCUCAGAGCACCGAAACCAACGUCGACUGUCCCAUCUGUCAGAGAUCCUUCCCCGCGACAGAGAUCGAGAUGCACGCGGCGUACUGCGACGGAGAGGUGGCCGUCAUGGACGAGAAGAGACCCGAGGCCGACUGUUAUCGAGUGUCUUUGAAGCCUCGUAGGAAGAGAACGAGGAGAGCAGCCGAGGAGCCGACUGACCCGUCUGACGCUGGCGGGAACCAAGAGAAAUGUUUCAUCUGUCAGAAAGCCGUUCCUCUGAGAGACUACGGCCGACACACUGAGCUCUGCAUCCAACAGCAGGCGCCAAAGACUGCAGCGAAGGGAAAUCUGCUGUCGGCUCUGCAGAAAACAGAGAGAGGAGAUUCAGAGGCCGGUCCGUCUGGAUCCAGACUCCAGCCGGGAGAUGUCAUUGAUCUGCGGGAUGACGAUGAUGAUGAGGAGGAGGAGGAGGGUGGAGGUACAGGAUCACGGUUCAGGAUCAGCAACUCUCCCAUCAGAUCCUUCACUCCGAUCUCAGAGGCCACCGGCUGCCUUAUCGACUUCAAAAAACAGCAGCAAGCCAAGAAGCCGAGCCAAAGACGAAGAUGAGGACGGUUUUCUGACGAGAGUUUGAAAAAAAAAACAAACUGGAACCCAGAGCCUUAAAAAACUGCAGAACUAUCAGAAAGAACUUGAUGUCACAUUUUGAAUAUUCAUGCAGGUAAACUAACAAACUGUACUUAAAGCGCCAAGGAAACAUCAUUACGCCACUAAAUAUUUUCUGUAUUUAUGUUUGUCGAUGUUGAAGGUGUUUCCGACUACCUCCUCAUGUGUUGAAACGUUUCCUUUUUGUUACUGUUACGUUUAUUUAAUGUCUGUCUGACAGAAUGAUUUGGCUCCACAGUUAAAAUACAGCGAUACGUCUCAACCCGUCAUCACAUCCAUACAAAGUUCACCGACACGUCAGCUGUGAAUAUGAGAAGUAAAGUUAUUGUUUACUCUUCGAUCCAGACCAGAUGAACUCCUGAUCCCCAAAGGAUGAAUCCUACCGAUCUCGAUGAUCCUGACUCUUCCUUUAGCGCCACCUUCAGGUCAAAAAUGUACCUUUGUCCGACACUAGUUAACUAACAUGAAGAAUACUAAUGUUUAGCAUUAAAUGUAAACAAUCAACAUUAAAAUGUUGUACAAACAUCCUAAAAAUUGAAUUUUGCCUUGCUAACAAUACAUGUUUACACGCUGAUUUAUGUAAUGCUAAAUGCUAACUCUCAGAUUUUUUUCGGUGAUUCAAAUAGUUCAGAUGUUGCGCUCGUUGACUGAAAAACUAACGAGCCAAUCAGAGUUUUGUCAGCGGGAUCAAGAAUGUUAACUUCCUGUUCCAAAGCCGGAAGAACAAAAACGUGCAAGAAUCGGACGCAGAAGUAGAUUUACAGACAGAAUGACAACAAAAAUAAUAAUUAUUAUUAAAUAUUAUUAAUAAUAAUCUUCAGCGGACAUCAGAUUGAAUUAUUAAUUAUUAUAUUUGCAUGUUAACAUGUUUGACAUUUAUUCAACAGCUUUAAUCGUAAUUAGUGUUACAGCCUCAACGGUGCUGCAAGUUCAGGCUUAUAAAUCAGGAAAUAUUUGAAAUUCGAUUCUCUUUCCAGAUUAUUAACAUGAAACACAAACAACAGUUGAAAGAGCGAGAGUCCUGACAUAUAUCUGAGAGGAGCUCCAACAAACUAAACGGGUUGGAAAGUUAAUUAAAAGUCCGUCUGUUCAGCACAAAUCUAUCCGGAUUACAGAAAACUCAGAAUAUAACUUUCUAAUCAAAGCCUCCAUCUGAAACACUGAAAAAAGUUUUCAUCCUUUGUCUUGUUUCCUGACAAAUAUGAAUAUUUAUCAGCACUUAAAGGGUGAACAAAACCAUUCUCCUUUAAGAUCUGUUGGUUGGUUUUAGGCACCACAUCACCUGUUCUUAGUUCUACUUGAGCACAUAGUAUGUGGAAGGAAGUGUGACACAUUCAAAUCCUGAAAACUGGAAACUUCCCCAUUUUAACAUCAAGAUCAUUGCAGCACAUUGAGAAAGAGUUCUGCUUUGUCCCACUGAAAGUGAACGCAUCAGAGAAUAUCACAGCUUUAACAUGUUUUAGGGAUGUGAGUUUGUAAAAUCCUGUAUGAAAACUUCAUCAUGGACCUUUUUUAUGACCAUUUGACCAAAAAACACACACACUGGGAGAUGCACUGUAAAAAAAAAUGAAAUAAAAUAAUUUCCUGCAAAGUUGAUGGAGACACAA